Molecule: messenger RNA, 919 nt
Organism: Cottoperca gobio
Lineage: Eukaryota; Metazoa; Chordata; Actinopteri; Perciformes; Bovichtidae
Gene: npb
Product: neuropeptide B
Exons: 2
Coding region: 147-539 (130 amino acids)
Biological process (GO): feeding behavior; G protein-coupled receptor signaling pathway
Molecular function (GO): G protein-coupled receptor binding
Source: RefSeq, a predicted model, not a curated record
AACGUCCUGGGUCACGAUAACGUCUCUCAGUCAGCCUAUAUAAGCAGCAGAAAGUUUUCCGAACACCAAGCAAAACAUAACUUCGGCCUCUGACCAACAACAGACGAGAAACGUGCCGUUUUCCUUUGCGUAAAAAAGUGCCAGACAUGGAGAGGUCAGUCAGGUUUGCCGUAGUGUGCGUCGGAGUGUCUCUGCUCAUCUCCUGCCAUCCAGUCGAAGCCUGGUACAAGCAGUCGACCGGACCCAGUUACUACUCGGUGGGUCGCGCCUCCGGUUUGCUGUCCGGUAUCAGGAGGUCGCCUUACGUCCGGAGGUCCGAGUCCGAGGAGACGCUGGUGGACAGCGGGGAGACUGCAGGUAGCAACGUGAUUCCAGAGAUUAACAGGCAGAUCUCCAUCCUCAAAAGCAUGGCCAUCUGUGUCAAAGACAUUUCUCCAAACCUGAAGAGCUGCGAGCUGCUGCGGGACGGGACGGGCACCUUCCAGUGUAAGGCGGACGUCUUCCUCACCCUGGACUCCCUGGACUGCCUGUCCGCGUGAGUCCCGGUCGGACCGGCGGAGACAGUCCUGGUCAUCCACCGAGCCCCGGCAGUGCUUCUCUUGAAACGAAAAAAAUGGAGGAAAUGAAAGAGGGAUGAGUGUGUGGGGGGUGAUAACGCAGAGGACAACCCGGUCACUGUCGACGAUGGAUCGCUGCAGACUCUGAAUGUUCUCUUAUUUAAAAACAAGUUUUGCUUUGGUUGUGUAGAAAAGAAAUGUUAGUUGAUCUUCUUUCCGGAUCCUUUACUGUUUAACCCACUGACAUGUACUCUCCGUUGCCAAAAUGUAUUAAAUGUCCAGAAAGUAAACUGCAGAGCAGAUUUCCUGGAAAGUACUUUUAUUUAUUUUAUCUAUUAAAAUGAACAAACACUGGUAACCGG